Messenger RNA from Neoarius graeffei (lesser salmon catfish), 3591 nucleotides. RefSeq names its product sphingosine-1-phosphate lyase 1 (gene sgpl1). Lineage: Eukaryota; Metazoa; Chordata; Actinopteri; Siluriformes; Ariidae. The coding region runs from base 111 to 1829 and encodes 572 amino acids. Gene Ontology annotation, molecular function: pyridoxal phosphate binding; sphinganine-1-phosphate aldolase activity. Gene Ontology annotation, biological process: carboxylic acid metabolic process; sphingolipid catabolic process. The record is from RefSeq and is a predicted model, not a curated record. The transcript has 14 exons. Gene Ontology annotation, cellular component: endoplasmic reticulum.
GUCUCCCGUCACACCACGCACACAAAAGAGCUCACCAGUUGCCUUUUAGCGAAGACUUCUUUAGGCAGUAGAGGCGUUUGUUUUCUCUCCACCAGCCCUUGAGGAGCAAUAUGGACUACACGAGUGCUUUAGAGGUGUAUAAGGAGAUGCUCCUGCUGUACGGUGAGGAGUUUAAGCACUACAUUAAUUCGAGGUGUGCUGGUUUGGAGCCAUGGCAGAUCAUCGCGUCAACGUUAGUGUCUACCCUUGCAGCAGUGUGGCUUAAAGGUUUCCUGUUUCAGAAAGAGAGUCUGCUGUCUAGAACUAAGAAGCAAUGCUUUCGACUCAUCAGAAAAAUCCCAUUUGUUGGUGCAUCAAUUCAGAACCAGCUGAACAAGGCUCUGGAUGACAUGUCAAUGAGCCUCUGCACGUUAAAGGAAGGAAUGAGCUACACAAAGUGCCUGCCAGCACAGGGCCUCGCACACAAACAAGUCCUAGACAGCAUCAGGCAGUACCAGACACUAAAUGAAGUGCAGUGGUCCAAAGGCAAGGUUUCAGGGGCAGUGUACUGGGGAGAUGAAAAACUCACAGAUCUUCUAGUGAAGGUGUAUGGUGAGUUUGCUUGGAGUAAUCCCCUCCAUCCGGACAUCUUUCCUGGAGUGAGAAAGAUGGAAGCAGAGGUAGUGCGGAUGACAUGUUCUCUCUUCAGUGGUGGACCUGAGUCAUGUGGCACAGUCACGUCUGGUGGAACUGAGAGCAUUUUGAUGGCCUGUAAGGCAUACAGAGACCUGGCUUAUGAGAGAGGAAUCAAAUAUCCAGAGAUAAUUGCACCAGUAAGUGCCCAUGCAGCAUUUGAUAAGGCAGCACAUUACUUUGGAAUGAAACUGAUUCAUAUACCUUUGGAUAAGAAGACCAUGAAAGUCAAUGUGAAGGCCAUGAAGAGAGCCAUUUCUAAGAACACAGCCAUGCUGGUGUGCUCUGCUCCUCAGUUCCCUCAUGGGAUCGUGGACCCCAUUGUGGAAGUGGGGAAGUUGGCAGAAAAGUACAACAUUCCCUUCCAUGUGGAUGCCUGCUUGGGUGGGUUCCUUAUCGUGUUCAUGGAAAAGGCUGGAUUCAAGCUGGAGCCAUUUGACUUCCGAGUUAAAAGUGUUACAAGCAUUUCAGCAGACACACACAAGUAUGGCUAUGCACCCAAAGGCUCCUCAGUGGUGAUCUACAGAGACAAGAAAUAUCGCCACUACCAGUACUUUGUAGCCCCUGAUUGGCAGGGAGGAAUUUAUGCAUCUCCGUCGAUAGCUGGCUCUCGGCCUGGUGGUAUCAUCGCUGCCUGCUGGGCCACUAUGAUGUAUAUGGGAGAGAAUGGCUAUGUGGAGGCCACCAAGAAGGUUGUUCAAACAACCCGCCUUAUUGCAGCAGGCAUCCGUAAAGUGGAGGGACUGUUUGUGUUUGGAAACCCAGAAAUCUCAGUGGUGGCCUUGGGCUCCGAUGUAUUUGAUAUCUUCCGUUUAUCCAAUGCGCUCACAUCAAAGGGCUGGAAUCUCAAUACUCUCCAGUUCCCGUCGAGCAUCCAUAUUUGUGUAACUAUGCUGCACACACAGCCUGGUGUUGCAGAGCAAUUCAUCAAAGAUGUAAGGGAGGAAGUAGCAAUAAUCAUGAAAAAUCCAAAGGAGAAGACCACUGGAAUGGGAGCAAUCUAUGGCAUGGCCCAGUCCAUCCCUGAUCGAUCAAUGGUGACGGAGAUAUCGUGCGGCUUCCUGGACUGCCUCUACAGCACUGAGGUUAAAAAGGUCCAAAAAAACCACACCACCAGCAAGAAGAACCACAUGAAUGGGAACUCUAAAACACACUGAGUCUAGUGUGUAGUCACUAGUCUGGUGACUGCUAGGGUCUGUGCCUGCAGCUGCCCAUGGGCUGCUCAUCACAUUUACAUACUACUUUUUUUUUUUUUUCGUCCGUCAUUUCAGUCACUCAUUUACUUAUUUCUAGUUAACGCACAAGCCAUAUAACCCCAUUCACUUUGGGCAUUUUCUUCAAGGUUAUUUACUGUAGGUAAUUCCUGUCCAAAAAGUCUGUGGUAUCAGUCAGUGCAGAAGGUUCAGGGACUGUUAGUUUUUUGUCUUUUGUUUUUUAAAGUGUGUUUAGCUUCCAUUUCUGAUAUAUGGGUCUAUUGACACUUCUCAUGUAUUUCAUGUUCCUCCAGCCAUAUUGCUGGAGGUAAGUACUCCAGCUGAGCUCUCAGGUUUUCACAUUCAGAAUCAAGUUUAUUGCCAAGUACGUUCUCACAUACAGGGAAUUUUGUUUUGGUGAAUCAUUCAUUGCGAUUUAAGUACAGUAAAACCUCCCAACACCUUUAUUGCUAACUGCAAACUGUCUUUCAGACGCCCCCCCAUCACAGUUCAGUAUAUUACAGUUCACAUUUCAGACUACAGUUAAUGUCACAGAUAAUGGUCUCAUGCAAGCAAAACAGUAACUUGUUUUAAGUCAAGAAGCUUUUAAUUUCGAGUCCGUUCUUUGUGCUGGUGAUCACAUUCAGAUAACUGCAACCUUAAUGUUACAGAGUAACAUGAAACUGGACCGAGCAACAUUUUUUAGUUUUUCUUGUAAUAAAUAUUUCCAACAUCAUCUAAUGAAACUUGAAGUACUACUCAGGUGUACCUAAAUAACAACUUUUGGUUUUUGCUAAUGUUAGAAUUUAUAAUAAUUUCUAAUUAAUAGGUUGUUUAAAAAAAUUUACAUUAUAACUGAACUGAAAGCAAAUUAGAAGAUUCAAAUUAGAUUAAAAAUCUACUGGCCACUUAAUACAAUGAUAAAUUGUUUGAACUCCUUGGGAGAUGGUUGGGAGGAGAUGAUGUGUUUUUUUUUUUUUUUUUUUUUUUUUAAGCCCUUAAUAUUGGGAGCAAUUUUAUUUACUUCUCAUCCCAGGAGGAUACAUGUGUAAUAAAUAAUUGCUGUUAAACUUCCUGAGCUGUAAAAAGGGAAAGGAGCUCUUGGAUCAGUAAUGAGACGACAAUGACAUGGUACCACUGAAUCAUGACUGCAGACCUCAUUGGCUGUUGAAUUCUGUAUGUAUUCAUAAUGUUUGUGACCACUAUGUGUGUGUUUUGUUUUUGUUUUUUUUUAACAUUAUGCAUCACUAAUAUAGGGUCUCAUAUUUCAGUAAUGUAAUUAUUUUUAAGUGUAUUUUUUUUUUUUAAAUGUCACAGGGCUACAACUGUUUUUAACAUAAUAUUGAGAUUAAACCGUUGAUGUGCACAGUCCCACUACUUUGUAAUAGCAAGACAGUUUUUAAAUCUUAUUUUCCUAUUCAGUAUUUUAUUUUAUAACUAAAGCGGUUGUCCCUUUGCCACCACAGAAACAUUUUAAAGGCAGUGAGUCUAGUAAUAGUACUACCUAAAAGUGAGGUACCUUAAUUUUUGAAAGCUGGAGUAUCCAUUGAUUUUCUGUAACUAAAGACCCACAUAGUUCAUGUGUUAUGUCUUUUCUGACAGGCUCUAGUGUUGGUGCAGUGUUUAGAGCCGCCUCAGGGAGAGGGCCUUUUCCACACCAUACCAAAUCCACUUACCAUACUACCCUGUUCCUGCAAAAAAAAUAAAGCUAUAUUUUGAAAAUCCA